AUGCAGCCCCUGGUGAUGCAGGAAUGGCCUUAUGUCCUCCCACGAUGUCCUGAGUGGCGUGUCACAGACCAGGCACGGCACAGCAGCACUACCCACCCGCUGUCUCAGGUUGAAGCCUCGCAGGAUGGGGCAGGACCUUCGUGUGUAACCCCCCGGGCUCCGAGUGGUGUCACCGGGCCACAGCCCCCUCUGGAGAUGAAUCUUUGCUGGAACGAGAUCAAAAAGAAAUCCCACAGCCUUCGAGCUCGGCUGGAGGCCUUUUCUGACCACAGUGGGAAGCUCCAGGUGCCUCUCCAGGAGAUCAUAGACUGGCUUGGGCAGAAGGAUGAGGAGCUCUCAGCCCAGCUGCCCCUGCGGGGUGAUGUCCUCCUGGUGCAGCAGGAAAAGGAGACACACGCGGCUUUCAUGGAAGAAGUGAAGUCUCGAGGACCAUACAUUUAUUCUGUGCUGGAGUCGGCACAGGCUUUCCUUUCCCAGCAUCCGUUUGAGGAAUUGGAAGAACCAACUUCGGAAAGCAAAGAUGUCUCUCCCCGGCACCGGAUCCAAAACAUCAGCCGCUUUGUCUGGAAGCAGGCAAACGUGGCCAGUGAGCUAUGGGAGAAGCUCACUGCCCGGUGCGUGGACCAGCACCGUCACAUCGAACGGACACUGGAGCAGCUCCUAGAGAUUAAAGGGGCCAUGGAGGAGCUCAGCACGACGCUGGACCAGGCUGAAAGCGUGCGUGAAACCUGGGAACCCAUUGGGGACCUCUUCAUUGACUCUUUGCCAGAGCACAUCCAGUCGACCAAGCUGUUCAAAGAGGAGCUCUCCCCUAUGAAGGAUGGGGUGAAAGUGGUCAAUGACCUCGCGCACCAGCUUGCCAUCUCGGAUGUCCACCUGUCCAUGGAGAACUCCCGCACCCUGGAGCAGAUCAACACACGCUGGAAGCAGCUGCAGGCCUCCAUAAACGAACGCCUGAAGCAGCUCCAAGAUGCCCACCGGGACUUCGGACCAGGCUCCCAGCACUUCCUCUCCUCCUCUGUCCAGGUCCCCUGGGAGCGAGCCAUUUCCCCCAACAAAGUGCCAUACUACAUCAAUCACCAGGCCCAGACGACGUGCUGGGACCACCCGAAGAUGACAGAACUCUACCAGACGCUGGCGGAUUUGAACAACAUCAAGUUCUCAGCCUAUCGGACAGCCAUGAAGCUACGACGAGUGCAAAAAGCUCUGCGAUUGGACAUGGUGACCCUGGCCACGGCCUUGGAAAUCUUCAACGAGCACAACCUGCAGCCCAGCGACCGGGCGAUGGACGUGGUGGAGGUCAUCCACUGCCUGACCGCCCUGUACGAGAGGCUGGAAGAGGAGCGGGGCAUCCUGGUGAACGUGCCGCUCUGCGUGGACAUGAGCCUCAACUGGCUGCUGAAUGUCUUUGACAGUGGCCGGAGCGGGAAGAUGAGGGCUCUCUCCUUCAAGACGGGCAUUGCAUGUCUGUGUGGGACGGAGGUCAAGGAGAAGUUUCAGUAUCUCUUCAGCCAAGUGGCGAACGCCGGGGGACUCUGCGACCAGCGGCACCUCGGCGUUCUGCUCCACGAGGCCAUCCAGGUCCCGCGCCAGCUGGGCGAGGUGGCGGCGUUCGGCGGCAGCAACGUGGAGCCCAGCAUCCGCAGCUGCUUCCGCUUUAGCAAUGGGAAGGCCACCAUCGAGGCGUCCCAGUUCCUGGAGUGGGCCAACCUGGAGCCGCAGUCCAUGGUGUG
Messenger RNA from Apaloderma vittatum (bar-tailed trogon), 1733 nucleotides. RefSeq names its product dystrophin related protein 2 (gene DRP2). Gene Ontology annotation, biological process: synaptic signaling. Gene Ontology annotation, molecular function: protein binding. The transcript is spliced from 14 exons. Gene Ontology annotation, cellular component: plasma membrane. The annotation marks the transcript as partial. The record is from RefSeq and is a predicted model, not a curated record. NCBI's taxonomy places the organism in Eukaryota, Metazoa, Chordata, Aves, Trogoniformes, Trogonidae.